UAUUAACUACUUUCACCAAAGCAAAGCAUACCCACAACACACUGUUUUUGUUUUUGUUUUUGUUUUUCUGUGUCACUGUUCUCACAUAAUCUGGUUUGGUGGUGCUAAGCACAAACAUGUCCAACUCGAGGGUAGUUGUGAACUCAAAACUAACGGUUGUGUCGAGCAGACCCGUUAGUGCUUCGGGUAAGGGUAAGGCUCAUGCGCUAUCCGCGCUUGACAGUGCCAUGGGUUCACACACAGUGCAUGUUAUAUACUACUACAAGAACGAGGAGAAGUGGUUUGAGUCGUUUGAUUUGUUGGACCCUUUGAGGGAAUCGUUGUCUGAGGUUCUGACUCUCUACCCUACUGUGACGGGUCGGUUGGGAAAAAGAGGAGUGGAUGGUGGGUGGGAAGUGAAGUGUAAUGAUGCGGGCGUUAGGGUCAUAAAAGCCAGCGUGGAUGCUACACUUGAUCAAUGGCUCAAAUCUGCCUCUGGCUCCGAAGAGAACCUUCUGGUUGCUUGGGAUCAUAUGCCUGAUGAUCCUACCACAUGGUCUCCCUUUCGAAUUCAGGUAAACAGAUUCGAAGGAGGAGGUGUUGCAAUAGGAAUAAGUUGUAGUCACAUGGUGGCAGAUCUAACUUUCUUAGCAUCAUUUUUCAAAUCAUGGACGGAAGUUCACCGCCACUUGGCCAUUACCCACCCUCCCUUCGUCGCUCCACUUCCAAAUCACGCCGAUGAUGAUGCAGAGUCUCUCCCUCGCCAUGCAAAAACACACUCUCCGAGAAACAUGGCUACAGCCACCUUCAAGUUUUCAAGUUCAAUCAUCAACCGAUGCCUCUCCAAAGUCCAUGGCACGUGCCCCAACGCCACCCCAUUUGACUUCCUCGCCGCUCUGUUUUGGAAUCGCAUCGCUCGGGUCAAACCUCCAAAAAAUCACCACCAAACACACUGUCUUUGCAUUUGCACCGACUUUAGGAAUCUCAUAAAAGCGUCCCUCCCUAUUGGGUACUUCGGAAAUGCCUUGCACUUUUCAAUGCUCUCGCAGAAAGUGGAAGACAUGCAAUUAGGAGGCAUAGUCAGUGCAGUGCAUAGCCACCUGAAAGGGCUUUCAGAGGAAGAAAUAUGGUCUACGAAUAAUGAAGGGAAUUAUUAUUGCAUGUAUGGGACUGAGUUAACUUGUGUUUGCAUGGAGCACUUGGUGUUUGAGGAAGAAAAUGAGUCGUUGCUAUAUGCUGCAAUGUUUGGGAAUAACGAGAAGCCAAUUCAAGUUUCAUGUCGCGUGGGGAAUGUGGAUUAUGGUGAAGGUUUGAUCACGGUGAUGCCUUCUGAAGAAGGAGGACUUUCGAGAACAGUGAUGGUGAUGCUUCCUGAGGAAGAACUCGCUGAACUAAGCAAAGAUGAAGCAAUAUUGGAGUUGGAGCCAGCGAUGCUUCUUGCUGGUUCUGUGGUCAGUGGUGGACCAUUGACUUAAUGCAAAAUUUAAUUUUUCGACUUCUUGUCUCUCUCUAAUGCUGCCAACCAAUACUUACACGUGGAGUACGUGAGAAUCUCAGACACUUUUUUUUUAUAUUUUUAUUCAUGUGAUUGAUUAAAAUUUGUUUAAAAUUAUCAAUUUUAUUAUA
This is a messenger RNA of Glycine soja, 1605 nucleotides long. Its product is annotated as protein ECERIFERUM 2-like. Bases 117 to 1454 code for a protein of 445 amino acids. The transcript is spliced from 2 exons. The record is from RefSeq and is a predicted model, not a curated record. Gene Ontology annotation, molecular function: acyltransferase activity, transferring groups other than amino-acyl groups. NCBI's taxonomy places the organism in Eukaryota, Viridiplantae, Streptophyta, Magnoliopsida, Fabales, Fabaceae.